ACUGCGGUCACGUGGCAAACUAAGCUGCGUUCACGUGAUCCGGAAAAAUCAGCUUCAUCACAUCAAAUGGCUUCACAGCGUGGACAGUUUAUGCUAACACAUGGAAAUACCCUGCUGUAGUUGUUUUUUUAGGUGUAUUCAUGUGUGUUCUGGGAUGGAGGAUGCACUAACAUUUACUUCAGUGACUUAAAUGUAGAAAACCUGAACUCCAUUCAAGAUCAGGGUGUUUUUCUCUGACCUUCAGGGUCCACUCGAAGGCAACACACAGUCAGCUGUUCUGAAUUGUUGAAUUGAACACUUUGUGGAGGAGGUUCUGCAGCUCUGCGCUCCAGGGGGGGGAAGUGAACUGUUCGCAGCAGCUUGUGUUUCACAUCCUGUUUCGUGCUGCAGGCUGGCUGUUGAUGAGAUCUCCUGACAAACACUGGUGUGACUGUUGCGACAACAGGCAGGCGACGGAGAGGAGCAGCAGGAUGAAGACGUUGUGAAAGUCUGCCGUGGAGGACAGAGGAAGCAGGAGGCCACAGAGGAGUGGCGGCGGUGGUCACUCUGUGGAGAUGGAGCGUCUCCACUGGGUGCAGCAUCGAUGCCGGCACCUCCUGGACGGUGACUCGGGGCGGGGAUGGUACUCUGCUCCUAACGGCCUGCCCAACAAGAACUUCUCGGAGACCCACGGCUCGCCUCAGAGGGUCAACGGGAAGCGGAGGACGGUGUUUGCUCGCCAUGGGCCUCACCAACAGGACUACGAAGCGGUGUCCAGGAACUACAAGGGCAAUGCCAUCAGAACUACAAAGUACAGCUUGUUGACUUUCCUCCCCAUGAACCUGUUCCAGCAGUUCCACAGGGCCGCUAACCUCUACUUCCUGUUCCUGGCGUUGCUGAACUGGGUGCCGGUCGUUGAAGCCUUUCAGAAGGAGAUCACCAUGAUUCCUCUUGUGGUCGUUCUCACCGUUAUCGCCAUCAAAGACGCUCUGGAAGACUACAGACGCUACCUGUUCGACAAGAAGGUCAACAACAACGUAGUGCGAGUUUUGUGUGGUAAACAGAAGGCGUACGUCCAGCGGUGCUGGAAGGACGUGCAGGUUGGAGACUUUGUGCGUCUGUCCUCGAAUGAAAUCAUCCCGGCUGACAUGCUGCUGCUGUACUCCUCUGACCCUCGAGGGGUUUGUUACAUCCAGACCUCCAACCUGGACGGAGAGACCAACCUGAAGCAGAGACAGGUGGUGUCAGACCUCCCGUUUCAGGGAGCAGAGCUGACCCUUGAGAACUUCAAGAGUCGUAUCGAGUGUGAGAAUCCCAACAAUGACCUGAGCAGGUUCAGAGGUUACAUGGAGCAUCCCAACGGAGUCCGUGUCGGCCUCCAUAACAGCAACCUCCUGCUGAGGAGCUGCACCGUCCGCAACACAGAGACUGUGGUGGGCAUCGUGGUCUACGCCGGUCAUGAGACUAAAUCCAUGAUGAACAACAGCGGGCCUCGGUACAAGCGCAGCCAGCUGGAGAAGCGCCUGAACACAGACGUCCUGUGGUGUGUGCUGCUCCUCAUCGUCAUGUGUCUGACCGCGGCUGUAGGUCAUGGUCUCUGGAUGAAGAACCUGAAAGACCCGAUCUUUCAGGUGGAUGGGGAGACGUCUCCUGCUCUGGCUGGAUUCUACGUCUUCUGGACGAUGAUCAUUGUGCUGCAGGUCCUGAUCCCCAUCUCUCUGUACGUGUCCAUUGAGAUCGUGAAACUGGGUCAGAUCUACUUCAUCCACAACGACCUGGCUCUGUACAACGAGCAGCUGGACUCCAGGAUCCAGUGCCGGGCCCUGAACAUCACGGAGGACCUUGGUCGGAUCCAGUACCUGUUCUCUGAUAAAACAGGGACUCUGACAGAGAACAAGAUGGUGUUCCGGCGCUGCAGCAUCUUCGGGAUCGAAUAUCCUCAUGAGGAGAACGCUCGGAGGCUGGAGGUAUACGAGGCGGAGAGGAACGAGGCGGAGAGGAAUGAGGCAUCCGGUCGCUCUGUGACUCUGAAGUCGGGCUGCAGCGGGAAAUCUCUGAGCUGCCGCUCUCUGAGCUGUAACCGCAGCUCCGUGUCUCUGCACACGCUCACCAACGAGGCAGAGGAGGAGGAAGACCAGCUGACCGAUCACAUCCAGCGCAGGACCAGCGCCUUCUGCAGCCGUGUGGCGAGGGAGGUAGUACCGGACCCUGAGCUUGUGAGGAAGCUGAGCUGGCUCUGCUCUCCUGGGCUGACUCUGAGUGACGGCUCCUUUAGGACUCCCUCCAGCCUGGAGCUCACCUACAUCACAGACUUCUUCCUGGCUCUGGCCAUGUGCAACAGCGUGGUGGUGUCCUCGCCCGGGCAGCCCCGUCACAUGGUACCUGAAGCACGAGGAACACCUCUGAAGUCUUUGGAGGAGAUCAAACUGCUCUUCCAGCGCUUCAGCUUCUCUCCGUUCUCCACCCUCUCCCCUCCUCAGAUCAGAGGCAGCCCUCACAGCUUCACCAGCCGGCUGUUCGCCAGCAGGAAGACCGGCUCCUUCACCUUCCCCACACCUCCUGACAGCACCGCAGAUAGGUCAGAACCAGGCCCGGAAAACCAUCUGGAAGCCUCCAACCUGACACCUGAACUGGACUUACCCUCCAGGGAGGACGAAGGUGCUGGACAGGCGGAGGAGAGGGUGGAUGAUAUUACAGAGUAUGCACAGCUCAGCCCUGAAGAGAGAGAUCUGACCCGGGAAGUGGACUCUGAUGAUGAGCUGCUGUAUGAGGCAGAGAGUCCAGACGAGGCGGCUCUGGUCCACGCUGCCCAGGCGUACCGCUGCACCCUGAGGGGCCGGUCUGCAGAGAGCCUGCUGGUGGAUCUGCCAGGAAUCGGCUCCUUGGCGGUCAAGCUGCUCCACAUCCUGCCGUUUGACUCCAACAGGAAGAGGAUGUCUGUGGUGAUCCGCCACCCACUCUCAGGACAGGUGGUGGUUUACACAAAGGGAGCGGACUCGGUCAUCAUGGACCUGACGGAGGCGCCUAAAGGUGCAGAGCAGGCUCAGGAGAUCUACGGUCACAUCCGAGAACAGACCCAGAAACAUUUAGACAGCUACGCCAGAGACGGCCUGCGCACACUCUGCAUCGCCAAGAAGGUUCUGGAGGAGGAGGAGUACGAGGUGUGGCUGAAGAGGCAGCUGCUGGCCGAGAGCAGCAUCGAGAACAGAGAGGAGCUGCUGCUGGAGUCGGCUCAGCGGCUGGAGACCGGCCUCACGCUGCUGGGUACCACAGGGAUUCUGGACCGACUGCAGGAGGAGGUCCCAGAGACCAUCGAAGCCCUUCAGAGGGCUGGGAUCAAAGUAUGGGUCCUCACCGGGGACAAAAAGGAGACGGCCAUCAACAUCGCCUACGCCUGCAAACUCCUCCGUGCAAACGACCAGCUGCUGACGGCCAGCUGUGGGAGCAAGGAGGCGUGUGUAGCUUUACUUCACGAGCUCAGACUAGAAGUGCAGCGUGGUGAGGACAGUCACACUGAAGCAGGGAAUCAUGGGAAAUCCUCCUCGGACAGUGGGGCCAGUUUCGUCCUGGUUAUCGACGGACGCACGCUGGACUGGGCCCUGCAGGAGGAGCUGAAGAACGACUUCCUGGAGCUGAGCUGCCGGUGUAGGGCCGUGAUCUGCUGCAGGUCUACGCCGCUGCAGAAGAGUCGGGUGGUCCGGCUGAUCCGGGACCAGCUGGGCGUGAUGACGCUGGCUGUGGGUGAUGGAGCCAACGACGUGAGCAUGAUUCAGGUGGCUGAUGUGGGCGUGGGGAUCUCUGGUCAGGAGGGCAUGCAGGCGGUCAUGUCCAGUGACUUCGCCGUGUCCAGGUUCAAACACCUCAGUAAGCUGCUGCUGGUCCACGGCCGCUGGUGUUACUCUCGUCUGGCAAACAUGAUCCUCUACUUUUUCUACAAGAACGUGAUGUACGUGAACCUGCUGUUCUGGUAUCAGUUCUUCUGUGGUUUCUCGGGGAGCGUCAUGACAAACUCCUGGGUGCUCAUCUUCUUCAACCUGCUCUUCACCUCCGUCCCUCCUCUCAUCUACGGCGUCCUGGACCGAGACACGCCUGCGGACACUCUGAUGGAGCUGCCCGAGCUCUACCGGGACACACAAACCUCAAAGGUCUAUGUUCCCUUCAUGUUCUGGAUCACAGUCCUGGAUGCCUUUUACCAAAGCCUGGUCUGCUUCUUCGUGCCGUAUUUUGCGUACGCAGGAUCAGACGCCGGGGAUCUGUCCUUGGGUUCUCCGAUCAACGCCUCAGCUCUCUUCAUCAUCCUGCUGCACCAAGUCAUCGAGAGUCACACUGUGACGUGGAUCCAUGCGCUGGUGUUGGGGUUCAGUGCCGGUUUGUACUUUGGCUUCGUGCUGCUCUUCAGUCUGAUCUGUGUGACCUGCAGCCCCCCCACCAACCCUCUGGGGGUGGAAACACUCCAGAUGUCCCAGCCUCUCUUCUACAUCGUGUGUGCUCUCACUACAGUGAUGGCUCUGUUACCCAGGCUGUUAUUCCGAGCGCUACACAACACCCUCCACUCCACUGCUGCUCAGACGGACAACGCAGAUUCAGAGAAAUACCGCAGGAAGAUGCAGCGCUGGAACCUGAAACACUCCCGAGACAGCAGAGUGCCGGUGUGUGUGGAUAACCCCGGCCUGGAGCCAAACACAGCCUCAGUGAUGUCCUGACCUUUACACACACACACACACACACAGAGGAAGAGAUCUCUCCUGUACGACCUGACAGGAGACAAAGACUGUUGACUUUCCUCCAUGGAUAUUUAUUCUCUCUGCUGAAGCACUGAUCAUUUCACUUCAGAACUCUGAGCGAGACUCACAUGGUCCAAUGUCCCGACUGAAUCAGAGUAUCUGUCGGACACCUCACUGAGACUCUGUGGCACAGACUCUGAGGAACACCAUCAGCAUUUCCCACAUUUGAAGACAGAGCUUCCUUGGGUCGUUUAACAUCUGAAUUCAUCCGUUUUUUAUCUUCUAGGAUCAGUGAGUGAGAGCAGCCUGUCAUGGCCUGAAGCAUGAAAUCUGUUGAAUUUAUGAAAACAAUCAGAUCUACAUCCACACUGCAGGUUCAAAUGUAAUCCUAAGAUAUGAAUGAACAUUUGACAGACAGAGGAGGAAAAGUAGUGAAAAGAGAGGGUGCACUACAAGCAUGUAUUUAAUGUUGACUCUCUCUCUCUCUCUCUGAUGCUUCUUUCUUCGACGUCUGCAUGUACGACACAAUGACUAAACUAGACUUCACUGCUUUAUUUCUCAGACGUCAUAAAGCGUCAGGAUGAAGAAAGUACUUGUGUCUGGCACUGAGCAUCACAGCUGUAGACAGUACAUCUGACCACAAGGGGGCAGCAUAACACAGAGCUGUGAUAUCCUGCUGUACAAGUAAUUCCACAGCAAAGACACCAAUGACCAACGUAAUCAUCCCUUCGUUUAAAGACUAUAACAAAGAUGCUGCAUUCUGUCCCCUCUGUGGGCGUGGUCUUGUUCAUUUCUCUAAAACUGUUUCAGGUUAGAUGUAAUGUUUAGUGACCAGUGGUGAGGUAGAGUCCCAGCAGGGGGAGUCCCCGACACAGAACUGAGGGGUCUAGUCCAAAGCAUUGUCAUGCUUCGUGUCUGUUCUCUUCAGUUCGAUCGACAUCUCUUCCUCUCAGCUCCUCGUAUGUUUAACAUCCCUUGCCGUCUCUCUUCUUUCCUCUGCCGGUUCCCGCUCAGCCUUUAACCACCAUGUUUGAUUUCUGUUAUCUGGUCGAUGAUGAAGAUGGGCCGUCGGUUCAGCAUCAACAAAGCCUUCCUGCGCCAGAGAGAUGUCUCAGAGUUCAGAACAUUCCAAUAAGCUUCUGAGUGUUGAAGUUUUACGUGGCUUCUGAAAAGCUUCGUGAGUUCUGAGUCAUACUUUGAUCAUUCCAGGACUCUUGCUUGAAUCUCCUGAAGGGGCGGGGCAGGGACUCUUUUCUAGAUGUCAGUGCAGCGUCUCUUUCUGAGCAGUCUCUGGUUAAUCCUUACUGUUUGAAUGAAAUGAUAAAAGCCUGCAGUGUGGACGUAGACAGAUUUUUGGGCUGUUCUCCUCUCACAAACAGAUCCUCCAACCUUUGUUUGAUCCUGUAGUACCCGUACCUCUGCUGUGACUGCGUUCUCUUCGGCAAACACUGGAAGGGGUGCGCUGGGUUUACAGUCCUCUGACCCGAGGAUGACGACGGAGAGAUUUUAAAGACUUUUCAGACAUCACUACGAGCGGCUUGUUUUUGUUUACCUGCUCAGCUGGAGGUAAAUGAAAGAUGAAUCACUGAGUCAUACUGACUCCAUUUACACUUCUUUAAUUAUUUUCACCACUCGCCGCUCAGUUAAAGCUGCUGUUUACUGAAGGAUGUGGCUAAUGCUGCAUCAUGAACAGAGACUGAAGAUCAGGCGUUUGUAACGCUCCUCUGUGCACAACCAGCAAAUAACAUGAAGCCUUAACGUCCAUGCGAAACUCUCAGCCUUAAAAACCAAAGUGCCGACACUGAGGAGGAUUUUUAAUGUUUCAUGAUUAUUCUCCUUUCUAACAGAUGUAUGGUACAAACUUCUGUUUCAAAAAAGUAAUAAACAGAUUUCAUAUCUUGUUGUUGGUA
Notolabrus celidotus (New Zealand spotty) is the source of this 6613-nucleotide messenger RNA. It is a transcript of the gene atp10d, whose product is annotated as ATPase phospholipid transporting 10D. Bases 555 to 4682 code for a protein of 1375 amino acids. NCBI's taxonomy places the organism in Eukaryota, Metazoa, Chordata, Actinopteri, Labriformes, Labridae. Gene Ontology annotation, molecular function: ATPase-coupled intramembrane lipid carrier activity; ATP binding; ATP hydrolysis activity. Gene Ontology annotation, biological process: phospholipid translocation. The transcript has 24 exons. Gene Ontology annotation, cellular component: plasma membrane. The record is from RefSeq and is a predicted model, not a curated record.